AUGCCAGCCAAAUACAAAGGACAGACUGAAGCCGGAAAUGGAGCAUCGCGUAGCCUGCGAGAGGCGAAUAAAGGGCCAGGUGCAUACAUGCGAGGGUCAGGGAAGGGCGCAAUACUAGAGCCGUUGACAGAGUUCCGAAAGGGGCGAAGGUGCCAAAAACCGAAGAGUCAAAACAUGACACCUACUUGGAGCAAAGUUUCCUCGCAUCAUGCUCAAGUCCCCGGCGACACAGGGAAUAGUGCUGCGGCGAAAGGGUUUGGUGCUUCUGGGACAGGAAUUCGAAUGAAGAGAGGCUCAGCUGCGGCCACUGCACACAAUGAUGGGACUCCCGGGAGUGUCGCCUUAAUUGAUGGGAAAUCGGCUUUGCCUCCACCGAAUUCGACGCAACUGGGGUCUCCUCGCAGCCCUGUCCAACGCCGCGCCAACUUUCGCUCCAUUGUAUGUGGAAAAACUGCCGUUUCGCUGCUCAAGGAGCUGCAGGGAGAAGCUGGAAACCCGUCGUAUCUUCUGGAAACGACACCGGAAAGGUCUCUGCUGUAUGCCCUCCUUAACCCUGUUGUGCUUCUUGCGUUCUACAAGUUUGUGGAAGAGCAGCGCUACAAGCAGCUGACAGCGCUUAGACUUGCAAGGAACUCGCUGGAAGAAUUUCUUCCCAUAAAACCGCAGGUUUUGGGAGAACAUGUCUAUCUGUUGCACACUAUGGCCACAUUUUCCUAUUCACGGUCCUGCUUUAAUAAGACGAAGACGCUGUUCUACAUGCGUCGGUUGAUUGAGCCGUGUAUUGCGGUCUUGGUGUAUUUUGGAGUUUCUCCGGAAGCACUUGGAGUACCUCAGUUGCUGAGGCAGGUCGCGACUCCAGAUGUGAGCAAACGCGAGGGCGAGUACCGGGUGUGGCGUCCGAGUCGGUGGGACAUCAAGGCAGAAGAUUCUCUUGAAGGGAGCAGCGACACGCUUCAGGACCGGGCUGCUCACAAGCGCUUCGCCAGACAUCAGCAGCAGUUCGUACUGCAGCAGGAGCAGCAGCGACGUCCUACCAGCAAUGGCGCGCGGGAGUCCUUGCGCGGCCAGUGCAUCACCUCAAGCGAUUCUGUCUCUGGGCCUAUGUCGUUCGCAGCCGUUGCGUCAGCAGCGAAACCGACCUCAGGGAAACUGGAAGCAGUGCACACCUCGGAUGAACCGAAGCUAACAUGGGAUGCGGCGCUCCUUGCUCUGGUCGACGGGACGUCUCUCGUCAACAGGAGGGCUAGGGCCAAAUUUCUCUGGGCUGUCUCCGAUUGGCUGCUGGCGCUGCUGUUGCCUCUAUGGGAAGAGUUUAGAGGAGAAUCACUCCCCCAGCUGUUGCGGGAUGUGUACCAUCCUCGUUUCAGCGUCAAAACAGCCAUUCUUGACAAGAUCGCGCGCAUUCGGCAGCAGUCCGACGCGCUCCUUGCUGCCCUUUCUUCUGCUUCCCCAGGCAGCCCGGUUGCUGCUGCAGCAGCGGGGUCAAGGACAGCGCCCAAUUAUUCGGCUCUCGCAGAGUCCAUCCUCCCGUCACCGGAGGCACAGCCACUCCCUCAGCCUCAGCAGAGCGACUAUCAAGCUCUAUCGGCUGAGGGAGCAGCAUUUGGAACAGGAGACACUGGGGGACCCCCCGGAGGGCCCUCCACGCAUCCCACAGGAUCUCGAAAGGCUGCGCUGCACUCCCUAGCAUUUAGCUCGAACAUCCUGCAGAAGCAAAGCGCCCUUAAGCUGGGCCUUAUGUCUCUUGUUGAAGAGCGCGCGAGAGAACAGGGAGAGGGAAAGUUUGGUGGCGCGGCGAUAAAUACGGAAAGUCCUUGUUACGCCUUGACCGUCGCCAUGAUGCGGGGCAUGGAACUGAGCAACACAAUGAAUGCUGGCAUCGUGGCGCUUGCUCAUAGAGAUGGAAAUCAACUGGACUUAGGGUUCCUGUUGGAUGAGCCGUUGCUGUUGCACGUGCGGCACUUUCAGUUUAAUUGUGCGCCUCUGUUGCCUUCUUCUCUAAGCGUCAGUUUUGAGGACAUCGCCCCAGACGCAUUUGAGUGCGCUAGGGAAGUCGCAGGGAUUACGGACCAGGAAUACCGCAACAGUUUGUGCUCCACAGACUUUUCUUUCAUUGAGUUUCAGUCCAACAGCAAGAGUGGUCAGUUCUUCUUUUUCUCUCACGAUGGGAAAUUCCUUAUUAAAACAAUAUCGAAAGCGGAAGUUGCACAAGUGCUUCGCUUUCUUCCAGCAUACAUUGAUCAUAUUCUGAGCACGCCACUUUCCCUCCUAACGCGCAUCUUUGGGAUUCACAGAGUGGAGUUGUACUCGGAAACUCCCGCAGGGGCUUCAGAAGGGCCUCCCGAGGCUCCUCAUGUGGAUUUUCUUUCCUCGAAUAACGGAGUGUCUAGGAGGCGACUAGUGCCCCCCAAAGGGGAACCCGGGAUUGGUGCGCCGGUCGACGGGCCCAGCGGCGCCUCGUCCUCGAACAACAGCCCCCCAUGGUGCCCCACAACAAACCUUUCAACAUCGCCGAUUGGAUUCAACUACGCAGGCAAGAGGCAUGAGGGUGAAUCUGGGCGGCUAACGCCUCCGGGCACUAGCAAGGAGGCUGACGAGGCGGAUUCCUCUCCAUGGUGGACUGAGGGCAACAGCAGGGUAGGAACUCUCGGUGUAGGGGCAGUCGAAGGGGCUACUGGAGCAGGAGAAGCGAAAACAGCGGCAGCUGCAACAGGGGCUACACAACCACCGGCACAAGCGCGCUGUCAGCAAAAAACUGUAAAGCAAUCCUCAUCGUGGCUCACAAGAAAGGGGCCCUCCCCCUUGUUCUCCUCGCAACUCACAAGGAGAGUUUUUUCGGCAACCAAGGUAGGAAUGACCAAGAAAACGCUUGAGAAGGGGUCCAGCGCACAGAAGGACAUGGCCAGCAUCCUCGUGGCCGGUGGAUCCUUGCGAGAUAUGCAACCCGCAGCUCUCACCUCACGCAUGCAGUCUACACGCCAUAUCUGUACAGAUCCCACCUGCAGUCCUGGCAACAGAUCUCCCGGAGCGGCCCCAACUCACGCCGUGGCUCCUUGUGCACCUACGAGAGGGCAUGGUAGAGGGCUCGCUGCAGGCGGCCGGGGUCCCACCGUACAGGACAAAACAGCAGCAGGAGCACAGUCACCACCUGCAGCAGCCCAAACCGAAGGCGCCUUACCGAAAGGACAAGCGAGAGAGAGUCCCGAAGACAGGACUGCUGGCAACGCUGAGGAACCACCAACACCAUCGGCAACACCGAUCUCAGUGAGAUGCUGUUACCACGUCCGAUGGCGACGUGCUGGUUGCUGCCGUUUGCUGGCAAUGGGAUCGGAGCCGCGGGAUAUCAAGUCUCAGGAAGCCCAUCGCACUCUUGUCACUUCGGCAUACUUUAUCGCCAUGGGCACUGCGUUCGACCCCUCAUUGGGACUUAGCGAAGCGUAUGACAUAAAGGGCAGCAUCGUCAGCAGGUUGGCACGAGACGCAGACAGGGUCAAAAAGGAUGUCGACUGGCUGGAAAGCGGCAGGCGUUUGCGCAUGCGGGAGGACGAGGCCCGCAUUCUGUUAGCUGCACAUGAAAGGGACUGUCGCUUCUUAGAAGGCUUGGGGGUCUUCGAUUACUCCAUGCUUAUCGGAAUUCAUGAAUGCCGAGGACCUCUCAGAGACUAUACCACGAAGGCACAUCUUUCUCUGGAGAAGCUGGAUACUUGGGGGGACAUCCCGAACGAUGGCAUGCGGCGGAGUAUGGAGCCCGACAAGAGACGUCCUUCACGGCAGUCUCAUGGGGCCGUGAGUCUGUUGGAUCAGCAGCAACAUCAGGAGGAGCAGCCUUCGCAAGUCGCAUGUUUCCAGGAAGCAGCCGAUACCACACAUCCGUGGGAUCACAUGGACUCUCCUGCGAUUCCCCUUUCAACGGCAACGCCUUCGCCGCCUCCGCACUUGCUCCAUACACCGACAGAAGUAGAAGCUUUAAAGUCAGUUGCAGCGCCCCCAGGGCCUCCGCGAUCCAACCACUCUGAUGGUGACAGCCGCAUACUCUCAGGCGACAGCCAGGCUAGAGUCAACGUUGUACCCAUUAAAGGCCACGAACUGUCUUCUCGCAAUUGGGAUGGGCCCCCGCGGGGCUCCUCAGCAUUGGGAGGCUCUGUGGAGUCGUCCAAUAUCCUACUUGCAGCGCAGGAAGACGUGGAAGGGUCUGGUGGAUCCCCACAAGGAGUGCCGUCCUUUUCUGCGGGGGCCUCCAUGGGCGUGGCUCCCCCAUCCCAAGAAACUGCUGAAGAGAUUGCUGACCAGGCUUUCCAAGAGACCCCCGAUGUUGCUAAUGCAGUGAAUUCAGCUGUCGAUUUUGCGUGUCAUUCUGUAGUGUCUGGCGGCACACCGCGUUUUGCCCCUACAGAUCAGUGCCCGGAGCCCACAAGGGGGCCCCUAGCCCCCAGAUCUAGCCUUCCAAGAAGGGCCACCAGAUCCAAGGGGACUCGCAUCAGCGACGACAAUAGCGAAACCACAAGAACCGUCUACUACCCCUAUGGACAGAGCGUAGCCCUCUCCAGGGCGUUUACCCAAACAAGCACACCCUACCUGGGUGCCCCCGCUUUUGAAGGGGGAUUUGGCUUGAAGGUGAUGAGUGUUGACCGCCGGGAAAUAUUUUUCUUUGGUUUGAUCGAUUUUCUCUCUCCGUACACUGCGCGGCGCUACUUCCAUACCGCCUAUAAGCGUCUUAAGUCUACAGCCACUUGUCAGUUCGGCGAGAUCUCGCCGGUUCCCCCUGGGUACUACGCCAGGCGGCAAAUAGAAUUCGUUCAGCAACAUGUAAUAGAGGCAGUGCCCUCAUCGAGGAAUUCUUUCAGUUCGAAGGAAGAAGGAACUUCUAUGGGUUUCACGCAGCAGCUUUUCCAAAAGGGCGACUCCGACAGGAGGUUCUCAACAUUGCCUCCUGUGGAGCAGGAUACACUUGUCGAGGACCCCUGUUGGCCAUGA
Molecule: messenger RNA, 4974 nt
Organism: Cyclospora cayetanensis
Lineage: Eukaryota; Apicomplexa; Conoidasida; Eucoccidiorida; Eimeriidae
Exons: 22
Coding region: 1-4974 (1657 amino acids)
Biological process (GO): phosphatidylinositol metabolic process
Molecular function (GO): phosphatidylinositol kinase activity
Source: RefSeq, a predicted model, not a curated record